AUGGCCCAAUACUAUCCACAACAGCAGGGCUACACACCUCAGGGCUCCGCACCACAGAAUCUCCAGUUCUUCCCCUCGUCCUACUCCUCGGUUUCCGGUCACACAACCCCCUCACAGGCAUCCUAUGGCGCCGGCUUUGGCGGAGCUCCCAAUCCCUCCACGCAGGCUUACCCUGCCGGUAGUGGGUAUGGGGGCUUCGGUUCGCAGGCCGCUGGCGUCAGUGGACGGAUGGGCGAACAGGGCGGCCUGAGGACAGGCUGGUUGGCUGCAUUUGGGACGGAGGGGUAUGAUGGUGAACCACCGCUGCUUGAGGAGCUAGGUGUUAACUUUGAACAUAUCCGGACCAAGACUCUGACUGUUCUAAAUCCUUUCGCCUCUAUCGAUAACCACCUUAUGGACGAUAGCGAUCUAUAUGGAGCUCUGCUCUACAUUGUCUUGUACGGCACUUUCCUCCUCCUCUCAGGCAAGGUGUUUUACGGCUAUAUCUACGGUGUCGCCGUUUUCGGAACCGUUGCUUUGCAUCUGAUCCUCAGCCUCAUGUCCCCCGCUCUCGACACUGUCCCAACUCCCAACGCUGCCGACCCUACCAACUACAACCCCCACCACAAACCCUCCAUGUCUGGUGCCUCGGCCGCGGGCCAUUUCUCUGCUACUUUGACCUUCCCACGCUCCGCUAGCGUGUUGGGCUACUGCUUCCUCCCUUUGGUGCUUACCAGUCUCAUUGGUAUUAUGAUUCCCAUGGACACCAUGUUUGGUUAUCUCCUGACCAUUGCCGCUGUUGGCUGGUGCACAUACAGUUCGUCAGGGAUGUUCUGUGCUGUUGCGCGCAUGAGUGGCAUGAGGGGUCUGGUGGCAUAUCCGUUGGCUUUGUUCUAUGUUGUUUUUGGAAUUAUGGGUAUCUUCUCUUCGCGCGGCACCGGCUCGCUGGCUGCAAAGACAGGUGCGGCUUGA
Molecule: messenger RNA, 951 nt
Organism: Penicillium concentricum
Lineage: Eukaryota; Fungi; Ascomycota; Eurotiomycetes; Eurotiales; Aspergillaceae
Product: transporter YIP1
Exons: 2
Coding region: 1-951 (316 amino acids)
Biological process (GO): endoplasmic reticulum to Golgi vesicle-mediated transport; vesicle fusion with Golgi apparatus
Cellular component (GO): trans-Golgi network
Source: RefSeq, a predicted model, not a curated record